Molecule: messenger RNA, 4182 nt
Organism: Cygnus atratus (black swan)
Lineage: Eukaryota; Metazoa; Chordata; Aves; Anseriformes; Anatidae
Gene: B3GLCT
Product: beta 3-glucosyltransferase
Exons: 15
Coding region: 116-1654 (512 amino acids)
Cellular component (GO): membrane
Molecular function (GO): acetylglucosaminyltransferase activity
Source: RefSeq, a predicted model, not a curated record
UGGCGGGGGAGGGAGGGGAGGAGGGCGGGCAGGCGGCGGCACCGCCACCAGCCGGAGGCCGCUCGGCAGAGGCGGGCAGCGCCGUGCCCCCCGCUCCUCUCCUUCCCCCGCCGCGAUGCCUCGGCAGCCCGGCUGCGAGCGCUGGCUCCUCAUCGCCGCUUGCGCCCACGUCUUCGUCCUCCUCCCGCCGCCCCGUAGCAGCGCUUUUGCUGUAAGUGUAGUUCUUGAAGAUGCAGAAGAUAAGACUGAACUACCAGUGCUGCAGAAGUCUGAAAAAAGCGGAACAGUGAGUAAAAGAAGCAGAGAAUUAAAAGAAAUUGUAUUUGUCAUCCAGAGUCAAAGUAAUUCAUUUCAUUCCAAGAGAGCAGAAGAUCUAAAAAGAGAUGUUUUGAAACAGGCUGCAGAUCUUGGAAAGGAAUUACCUAUAGUCCUGCUUAUUCAUCAGAUGGACAGGCAUGAAGGUGCAUGGACCAUAUUGCCAUUAAUGAGAGACUUCUCUGUUGCCUAUGGUAGGAAUUCCUCAUGGAUUUUCUUCUGUGAAGAAGAUACAAGAAUACAAGUUGUAAAGCUGCUAGAAACUCUUGGAAGGUUUGACGCUUCUAAGGAGUGGUUUUUAGGUAAAGCAUUAUAUGAUGAAGAAUCUACAAUAAUUCACCACUAUGCCUUUGCUGAAAAUCCAACAGUCUUUAAAUUUCCAGAUUUUGCUGCUGGAUGGGCACUUAGUAUUCCACUUGUUAACAAGCUUGCAAUCAAGUUGAAAAGUGAACCACUCAAGUCAGACUUUACUAUAGAUCUAAAACAUGAGAUUGCCCUGUAUAUUUGGCAGAAAGGGGAUGGACCCCAUCUUACACCAGUGCCUGAGUUCUGCACAGAUGACGUGAACUCGUAUAAGGUUGAUCAGUGUGCUACAACAUUCAGUAAUUUUCUGCCACUUUGUAAAGAGCCAGUGAAAAAGGAAGAUGUCUUUGUUGCUGUAAAAACAUGUCGGAAAUUUCAUGGAGACAGAAUACCAGUUGUAAAGCAGACUUGGGAAAAAGAAGCUGCACUUAUUGAAUACUACAGUGAUUACGCAGACAUCUCCAUUCCUACUAUAGAUUUAGGCGUACCUAAUACUGAAAGAGGUCACUGUGGAAAAACUUUUGCCAUUUUGGAAAGGUUUUUGAAUCAUAGCUCUCCCAGAACUCCUUGGUUAGUCAUAGUGGAUGAUGACACACUGAUAAGUAUAUUCAGGCUCCGAAAAUUGCUCAGCUGCUAUGACCCAAAUGAACCAGUAUUUCUUGGAGAGCGUUACGGUUACGGCUUGGGAACAGGAGGAUAUAGUUACAUCACUGGAGGAGGAGGGAUGGUUUUCAGCAGAACAGCUGUUCAGAAACUACUUGCUAGUAAAUGCCGGUGUUACAGCAUGGACGCACCUGAUGAUAUGGUUCUUGGGAUGUGUUUCAGUGGCUUAGGAAUCCCUAUAACGCAUAGUCCACUCUUCCAUCAGGCACGGCCAAUGGACUACCCAAAGGACUACCUUUCUCACCAGAUUCCAGUAUCAUUUCACAAGCAUUGGAAUAUCGAUCCAGUGAAGGUGUAUUUUACAUGGCUGGCACCAAACGCAGAAGAGGUACUCAAUGGAAAGAAAGUUGGUUACAACAGGGAGGAUUUAUAAGCAGCAGGUUGUUGAUGAAUGUACUGCAGAUGAGAGGCUGACACUACUGUGAUUUUUGUGCUUUUCUUACAUUGAUCAUCUGUUUGUAAUAUAGAUGUUGUUGUUUUGUUCCUGGUUGCUACAUUCCUUCAGAGCAACGGAAGAAGGCAUGUAGUUGACAUUUGGAUUCUUCUGUUAGUUUGGUUUCUCUUUUAGGGCUUUAUAUACCAAUGAACUUGCCACACAUUUAAAAUGUCUCCUACAACUUUAUCUGUGUUCUCUUUUGGACUUUUUUUAGUCAGCAUCAGUUCACAUUUCCUUCCUUUGUUCUUGCAAAAACUGAAGUUCUUUAUUUGGGAGCCUAAUACUGAACAUCUGUUAAACAUCUAUUGAACUUCGUGUCUGCUUGACCUGCAGAAAACAGUUCUCUAAACCAUUCUGGAACAGGUUCCUGAUAGAGGGGAGACAUGACUUUGUUUCUGUGGCCAGGAGCUGGAUUCUGUGAAGGCCAUGUUCCUUGAUACUCGUUUCAAACAGAAAUACUGUAGUUCCCUUGGAUAGGUGGACCAAGUGUGAACUACUAUUUUACCUUAAAGUUGAUUAGCAUUUCUGAGGAAUGUCGUGUUCAAAAUAGACGAAAAAGUUAAGGACUGGGAUUUCUUAAGUGGCCACGGGAGGUCACUGUGGCUCCUUUAGAAACCUAAAUCGCGGUGUAUCUAUUUGGCGAGUAUAAAUGUGACUCUCAAGGAUUUUCGACAAACUAACACUUCAGUAUUUCUGACGUGUGCAUUUCAGUAGUAUGUGGAUGCCAGCUUUAAAAAGUUUGUAGGAUUUCUAAUUUAUAUCACCAAGAUAAGUAAUUUUAUGCUUAAAACAUGUAAAAAGUGAUUCAUAUUUAAAUGUUCUUGAUUUUUUUUUCUUUGAGCAAUUCAGUUUUGUAAAAAUGUUUGUACAAAAACUGGCAUUAGUAUGUUUUGAACUAAUUUUUAUACUGUAAAACUGUUACUUCACGAGAACAGACUAUGGCACUUGUAUGCUGUUAUUUAACUUUGCUUGCUAUAUUGUAACCAAAUACAGGGUCUUAAAGCCAUACUGCUGAAGUCAUUUGUGGGUUUGUUUCUGGAUUUUUUAUUUUUUGGUAGGUUAGAAAUUGAUUCCAUUCAGAGUAAUGCAAUACUUGUUCUUACGCCUAAACAGGGGAGCCACUGAUUCCUGUUUCAGUAAUUACUGAAGUUGUAUAAACACUUGUUUGUGAAUGUAGUUUGUGGAAUUAGAAGCAUUUGAAUAGCAAGCACAUAUUCAUAAUAGAUUCAAGUACUGAUUAAAUAGGAGCAAUCCAUGUUAUGUAUUUUUUUUCCUUCCCACUAUCAGUGCCUUAAACAGUAGACAUUUUACUGAUACCAGGAGUAUGCUGUCUGGUACCAUGGAUGUAUCGUUAAUUAUGUUUACUGUUUAGAACUGUGAGAGCUGAAUAAAAGCAUUCUUGUUUAACCUUUUGUGCCUUCUUCCUUUUUGCAGAGAGAGUACAGGAUUCUUUAAGCACCUGCAUCAUAAUUUUAUCAGCUGAAUAAUAUUCGAUGGUCAGUUGUACUAAAAGAGUGUUUAAAGAUUUUUGUUUGAUUUCAUAUUCUGUUCUUACAUACUUCCCCAGAUGAGGUUAAUUUUCAAGCCUCUAUUUUUGUACAAAUGAAAAAUGCUUUUGCAGUGGACUCCUCAUGUGAUUGGCAGUCUUGAUGCUAUCACAAAAUUCCAUCUAUAAUGAUGCUAUCAUUUAUCACAUUCUUCAAAGGUCUAAUCACAUAGUUCAUUCACUUCCAACUUCAAACUGGUGACAUUUCACAUCUCCUUGGGCCUCGUGGAGGCAGAAUAGGUCAGGCAAAGCUGGUAAGCUUUGGAUCCAUACUGUGUUGCACUUCUGUGCUUCUGUCUUAACUGGAAGACAUUAACUCAUCCAUUGCUUGGUUACUUACUUAAACAUUUUCUUCUGAUGUGACUAAGGUGGUAGUAGCUUUUAAAGUCCACCUUUUCUCUUGCCGUUUCCUCUGGGCUUUACUGCAAGAAUUCUGGAGGUAUUAGUAAGUAUAAGACUUCUGAUUCCAGUCUUCAUAGUUUUGAAAACAAUGAAGCAGUAAUUUACUCAAGUAUCCUGUCCCAAAAAGUCAUUCUAAAUUUUUAGACAUAAUUAAUGAUAUGCAUCCCUAGCAGCAGCAUGGCAAAAGUGACAUUUUACUCCAUGAACUGAAAAAUGCAAGAUUUUUUUUUCGAACAGAGAGUUUCUGAAAAAAACUCUCAAAAUUGAAGCCUUCUAUAAUUAGUUUUAGAAGACUCAGCAAGGCAGUUACUAUCUGAAAUCUGGACAAAAUUGGUCUGUAAUAAGCUUGAGCAGUACUAGGAUUUUUAAAGAAAAACAAGAGGAUUAUAAAUGGUGUAAUGUUAAAGCAAAGCAAGAGAAGGAAAUUCACAAAUCACUUCUGUAGCAAGCAAAUUAAAAUGGGAUUGUAAAGUUGUAUGAAGUUCCCUUUUCUGAGAAGUUCUAGAACUGUAUUGUG